AUUUGUAUUUGUAUUUGUAUUUGUAUUUCCUCACUGCGUAGGCAUUUUCUCUUCUAUUGCUUCGAUGAUGGCUGUAAUCCCUCUGAGGAACCUGCUCUCUCUGGUGCAGAAACGUCUUAUCGCGACAUCGGCGGCACUCUCUCCGCAACCACCAUUACCACCAUCUUCAGUUGAGUACCUCAUGAAAUCAUGUGGGCUUUCCUUUGAAUCGGCAGUUGCAAUCUCCCUAAAAUCCCAAUCCGACGAAAAGAAAGCUCGGAAGCAAGCAUUGGUAAUCAAUUGUUUGAAAUCUUACGGAUUCAACGACACCCAAAUCGUCAAGUUAGCUGAGAAGCGCUCCACAAUUCUGCAAUGCAAUAUACGGAGAACUCUAAAGCCCAAACUGGAAUUUCUCGUUGAAAGCGGAUUAACGGGUAAGCAUUUAGCAAAGCUCAUUGUGACGAAUCCAACUGUUUUAUCCAAAAGCUUGGAUUUCUACUUGAAGCCCAUGAUGAAAUUUUUAAGGCAAUAUCUUAAAACCCAUGAUGCCAUUGUGAUUGCUCUUCACCGAGCGUCACGGUUAUUGAGUUAUGAUCUUAAUGGAUUCUUGCAGCCAAACAUUCAGUUUCUUAUAGAUCAGGGUGUUUCCCCUGAUGGAAUAUCGAAAUUGCUGGUUGUACAGCCGAUGGCUCUGUUGCAUCGUCCUGAAAGGAUUGUUUAUCUGGCUAGAACUGUUAAAGAAGAAAUGGGUCUUCUACCCAAGUCUUCAAACUUCAUUGAUGGCUUUCGUGUUCUGAGUUCAAUGAGUGAUGCAACUAGGAAGAAGAAAAUCAAGUUGUUUAAGAGUUUCGGAUGGAGUGAAGAUGAUAUCUUUAGAACUUUUAGGAAACAACCCAAUUUUAUUGCUUAUUCGGAGGAGAAGGUAAGGAGUCAAAUGGAUUUUCUUCUGAAUACUGUGAAAGUAGAACCAAAGAUUAUAGUUAGCUACCCAAAAAUUCUUUCUUUUUCAGUUGAUAAGAGGCUCCGACCAAGGUAUGAGGUCCUUAAGGUUUUGCUGUCCAAAAAGUUGAUUAGAGGGGACACAAAGAUUUUAUGGUUGCUAACAACAAGUGAAAAGCUAUUCUUGCAGCGAUAUGUUACCAGGUAUCUGGACAAGGUUCCAGGUUUAUUGGAUAUGUACAAUGGCAGUGUCAAUCAAAGUAGAAAUCCCAGACCAGGAAAGAUAGAUGAUUGAUUUGAUUGGACUUUGGAGAAUUAACUUGAGAUUUACUCUAUAAUUGAAAAUCAUUGGAGCCUCAUGAGGGUGGAUGAUGAGUUGGAGGCUUGGAACAACUGAACUGAAGAGGUUCUUUUCUGGUUUAGAUUACAAAUACUAAUGGUUUCUACCUCUUUCUUCGGCUGGAAAAAUUUAUCAUCAUUUUGUUUUGCGGGUAACAUCUUGAUGAGUGGUUUACCUCCUCUGACUUGCAAAGGAUCAAAUUUUUGUCAAUGAAGUGGUGAGUUGAAGCCAUGUUCUCAUUUCAUCCCCAUUUCUCUCUCUCUCUCUCUGUUUGACAAAAAAUCAGUGUGGGUUGCCUGAAAAAACUGAAGAAAGGUAGCUUCUUUUCCCUCUAUUUUUCUUGCAAAUUUUUUUAUUGUUCAUGUAAUUCUUAGGUCGAAUAGGGCACUAACUAUGGCUGAAACAUGUGUGUUUAUGGUUUCUCAAACCAUGGGUCAAGUGUGUAGUGUGUCUGCAGUCUGAAGUCGAUAUCACUAAGGUUGAAGAAACAUGUCGGUGUUAU
This is a messenger RNA of Rubroshorea leprosula, 1760 nucleotides long. Lineage: Eukaryota; Viridiplantae; Streptophyta; Magnoliopsida; Malvales; Dipterocarpaceae. The record is from the annotation of a GenBank genome assembly.